AUGCCGACUCCCUUUAAAUUUGCCACUCCUCAGCCUAAGAAAAGAAGAGUAAAAAUGCUUGCUCGCAAGAAAGUGGCUGGGAGGGAAUUAUCAAAAAAAUUAAACACUCAAUUGAAAGCUAGCCAAGCCCAAGAACCCCAGAAUUCUGACGAAUCCUUCAAGUCUGCUACUGAGGGGGAAGAAAUUGGGUCUUCUGAUACUGAACAUGUAACUUCUGGAACAAAUACUACUAAUGAGGUUAUUUCUGUGGUAGUUGAAAAUUUGGAAAAUAGGUUUACUUUGGUUGGAUUUGUGGUGGAUGUAGAAACUUCAGAGUCCAGAAAAAGAGGUGGUAAAAAUAAAAAGGAAAAAGAAAAAGAGAGUAAGGGUGUUCGAAGUGAAGAAAAGGGAAUGGGAAAAAGAGUGGUUGAUUCUUCACCCACUUCUGAUGAAGGUAGAAUGGCUAUUUGUGGAGCAAAAUCAGUGGAGGAAAGUGUCAAGAAAACAGGGGGAAGUGGGUCUAGCAAAGCCGCUGAAGGGCUGAUUAACCUUGGGCAAAAUGUAGAUGAACCUGGUUCAUUAGUUGAAGAAACCCUCGCAGACCUAUUGAAGAAAGUAGGUGACAACUACAAUCCAAAGAAGAAGAGAACUUCCCUGGCUAAGACCCCUGGCACUUCUAGAGCUAACAAGAAAAGGAAGGUUGUCCCUUUUGACACUGUUGAAAUUCCUCCCACAAGAGAAAGAGCCACAAGAAGUCAACUGAAGCAAAAUGAGGAAGAGAUGCAGAAAGAAUUAGAAGAAAGCAAAAAGAAAAGGAUGGAUAAAGGGAAGAAGAAGGUGGGAGAGCCUGUUGAGGCUGUUGAUGUGGAUGAGAUGGACCUGGUCCAUCAAGAUGAAAAUAAAAAUGUUGAAGUGAAGGUUCAGACUCCCAAGCCCAAGAAAGCCACGACUUCCACUAAGAAGUCUACUCCUAUGUCAAAGUCUACCGAACCAUCCACCCGGGAAAAAAGGACCAGGUCUGCAAUGAAACCCAAACAAGUAAAAAUUGCUGAAGAAGAGGAAUGGAGUGGAGAAGAGGAUGAUGAAUCAGACAGUGAAAAGGACAAGAUGGCCAUGUUUCGAAAAAGAACUAUUCUAAAGGGUAGAAUCCUCAAUUCUAAAGGGUAG
This is a messenger RNA of Nicotiana attenuata, 1146 nucleotides long. RefSeq lists its product as uncharacterized. Bases 1 to 1146 code for a protein of 381 amino acids. The transcript has a single exon. The record is from RefSeq and is a predicted model, not a curated record. Lineage: Eukaryota; Viridiplantae; Streptophyta; Magnoliopsida; Solanales; Solanaceae.